AUGCCAGUUAGAGUACCUACUAGCGGGACGAAUGGCGGCGAUCCAGCGAUGGGCCCGCGUCCGUCGACAUCAGGGCUGUUCGGACCUCGUUCAGAACAACCCUCUCAAGCGGAUUUACUAAAGAAGGAGGCCUUCAGGCUGCUGAAACCCAAAUGCGUACCGUUCAUGGCGAUCCACGCCUUCAACCCCUCCACCUACCAACAUGACCUCGCUCUCCUUAACGACCUCCACACAACCCUCCAUCUGAUCCCUGACGAAGCCUACGUCCCAUCCAUCAUUAAUUAUACCAUCUUUCCCCUCACCCAUCUCCUCCAACGCAACAAUCCUAUCAGCUCGGAAGAAGCAGGGAACACAAAAGGACGUAUACCAGAUCGCAUCUUGGAGAGGUUGUUCGAAUGCCUGACGUUUCUCAUCGAGAGGUGGAAACGCACACCGAACGGGAUCGACUUGAACAUGUGGGAACAACUCUGGACCUUAUCGGCCUUGCUCAUCGGAGGUCCAUUACAACGUUUGGAUCCCAGGCGUAUGCGAUCGUCCGGUUCGACGGGAGAUGGGAAGCAGGACAAGGGGAAGGGAAGGGCGUUGAGCGAGGAGAGCAAGUUGGCCGUGUUAGGCCUGAUGAAAGCUCUUUUGGAACCCAUCUCUGAAGACAUUCAGCAGAAUCUGGAAGAUGGAAGCGACGAUGAAGACGAUGGAGCGACUUUUUUACCAUUGGGCAAACGAACCCACCCGACAUCCUCCCACCUAGACAGACUAUACAACUCCAAGAUCCUCCCUCCCAUCCUGUUUCACACCAUCUCUUCCCUGCUCGACACUUCUCUUCCACCGACAGCAGACUCCCAGCCUAUUAUACCUAUUGAAAGCUUGAAAAUUCUCACCCACCUCGUCGGAGUCUAUAUGAAGGACAGGAUCGAGAUGCUCGCUAGCGUUUUACCAGGGAUGGUCUCCAAUUCUAUCAAGAUCCUGAAUAACGGCCCCGGUCCUGGCUUCAGUACUUCUAGAGGAGCAGCGGGGAAACAAGUUAGGGAAAAGGUAGCUAUAGGGACGAUAGGUCUGCUCAAAGCGGUCUUGGUAGGGACGCUCGGGGAUGAGGUUUUGGUCAGGAAGGAUGUCUUGAAGCGAAAGGUGACUAGCUUGGAUGAGCUCGUCGAGGAAAUCAAUCUGAAUGCGGGUGGCGUCGACGGAAUCGAUGGCGCGAGUGAGAACGGGACUUUGGAAGUCUCGACGACGAAUAAGACGGGAGCAGGCAUACCGAAGGCCGCCCCUGAACGGCCUGAACCGUUCCCAGCCCUCACAGCGCAAUACCUGGAAUUCACCUCUGCCCAACUUUCAACCUCCUUCAAAGUCGUAAUACCGGCCCUCCGGACGCACACCUCUCCUUUGGUUCGAGUGGAGCUUGUGAAUCUUUGCGAGGCGCUGUUGGUCGAUUGUCAUCUGUCCCUACAUAAUCUCCAGGUGGCAUUGUUAGAGGUGCUUUUGGAGGCGACGAUGGACGAACACGAUCAGGUCUCAUGGAAGGCUCGCAAGGUCUUGAACAGCCUUAUCGCCGUUUCGAUUUUGGAAACCGCUGUGGAUACGGAUGUCGCGGAGAAGAUGAGAUCGAGGUUGAAAGAGAUUGCGAACAAGACGUUGGCCGGGUUUCCCCGCGCCAUCAUGUCGCAGUCUGAAGCAAAGGCGCUGGAAGCAACGAGGAUCAUCACAGCUCUAUCUCGGCUGGUCGCCAAUGUCGACCGCAAUUUCAACUCAGCAGCCGACUCGGACUCGGCAAGCUCGUCGGGAUUCAAGCUAUUCCACGAUCUUUUAGGUCCGAAUAGCGGGAUGCAGAGAUGGGUUUGGCCCCUGCUCACGUGCCUGGAACUUGGACGAGCCAAAGAGCUGGCUGUGCCCGGGGCUGGAUAUGCGGAGAGAGCGUGGGCAAUGGCGAGAUUGGGAUCUAGUUACGAACACCUGAAGAUCGAAGGGGCGAGGUUGACCAAUGCAAGCGCCAAUGCCGACCAGGGGGAUGUGCCUGACCAGGCCAGUGGACCAGAGUUCCCGGAAUUAUUCCUGAAAAGGGUGGAAUCUCCGAAUUUGCUGAAAGCAAUAGGCGAGAUGUUUGAAUCGCUAGGUGAAGCCGCAGGACUGGAUGCGCUGAAUGCGGUAGAACAAUUCGUCGCUAUCGCCAAGGCCAAGAAAGGUUCUACGGAAGUGCCGAAAGCCGCUUCGGCGCUCUGGGCGGCGGAGAGGAUCAUGGCGGGUUUGGUCACAUCGAAACAUAUCGACGACAAACGGUUGAGGAAAGAAGCGAGGUCGAUCGUGCGGACGCUGAUCAUGUUCGACGAUGAAGAAGAGGAGAUGGAAGAACCCCAGCAUGACGAACAGCAAGAGUCCGUCUCGGACGAACUGAUGGUGGUCGAGAAGAAACAGGGCAUCAAUGCCUUAACGAACCUCUUGAAGCGAGAUCAUCGUGGUAAUCAGACGACAGAGAGGGAGAAUCGUACCCUGCAAAUCAAGACGCAUAGAGAGCUGGUGACGGCCUUGUCCCUCUCGCUGAUGUCCGUAUGCGCACGCAUAUUGGGAUCCUCCUUUCGACCUAUGCUGCUGAACACGCUCUAUAUCGUGCUUUCACACCUCGGAUCACCCGUCGCCUUCAUCCGUGGGUAUGCCGAAAUCGCUCUGAUGCGAAUCGCGUACGACAUUGGCUAUGCAUCCCCGCAAAACAUGAUUAUCGACAAUGUGGACUAUGUGAUCAAUGUUGUCUCGCAACGGAUGACGUAUCAACGCCUAAGUCCGCUGGCUCCGAUGGUUCUGAUCUCGAUGAUCCGCCUCGUUGGCGAGCCAAUUGUUCCGCUCGUCCAGGACAUCGUCGACGACAUCUUUGAUUGUUUAGAUGACUAUCACGGGUAUGAACUGCUUGCCUCUACCAUGCUGGCGGUACUCGACACCCUCAUGCGAGCCAUGACAAACGAGACGGAUCUGGCCGAAUGGACACCGCCUGUUUCCACGUCAAAGAGGUUGCGACCGGGUCCAGAUCCCGCUCGAGACUUCGAAGCCUUUGCUGAAUGGUACAGAGGCCGCGCGACAAGGGCGGCGGAAGCCGUUGACGAUCUCAUCGAAUCGACCCCUCGAGAAGCUUGGAAACGCGAGGGUCAAGGAGAAGAUGGUGACAAAAACGGGGGCGACCCUGAUGACCCGCCCGAGAACGCUCGGGACGAACCGGAAAUCCCGCCAACCCGGACUCAAGAGGUCUGUAAGCGGAUGAUGGAGAAGGACGUGUAUUUUAUGACCCACUCGUCGCCGUUCGUACGCGCGCGGGUACUCACGCUCUUCACGAACGGUAUACCUGUCUUGGUGACUGGUAACCGAGAGUCCGACCUGUUACCCUUGGUCAACACCGCCUGGCCGUAUAUCCUGAACCGACUGCAGGAUAAGGAACCGUACGUGGUCACCGAAGCCGCGGUACUAUUAGAAGCCUUGGCCAAAUGGGUUGGCGAUUUCAUGUCUCGUCGUAUUCUUGACAACGCCUGGCCAAUGCUGAAGAAGAUCCUGGCGACGCAAAAACGCCUUGAUGACCAAUCGGCUCUGCUCAGGCGCGGUCAGGGAGGCGUGUCGACUUCUCAUACAGUUUCGCAUCGGCUACACUUAGCAAUCAUCAACACAAUGCGGUACGUCGUCAAGGAAGUGCCGGUCGCUGAUAGUGUGAUCUGGGAGACGAUCAUGCUUUUCCGGCCUUUUCUGGACGUCAAGGUGCAUCAAGAGCAGCAGGAUGCGGCUGUACAGCUCUAUCGGAUGCUCGUAAACCGCGACGAAGAUGCUGUGUGGAUUGCCCUGAGUGGCAGCGUUGGCGAGAUUGCCGAUAGCAAGGGGAGGCUGGCUUAUUUACGACAACCAGGAUUGAACAUCCACGACAACAUACGACUCGUCCUCGGCAGGACUUGA
Filobasidium floriforme is the source of this 3918-nucleotide messenger RNA. RefSeq names its product armadillo-type protein. NCBI's taxonomy places the organism in Eukaryota, Fungi, Basidiomycota, Tremellomycetes, Filobasidiales, Filobasidiaceae. Gene Ontology annotation, cellular component: cytoplasm. Gene Ontology annotation, biological process: chromatin remodeling. The transcript is spliced from 2 exons. The record is from RefSeq and is a predicted model, not a curated record. The coding region runs from base 1 to 3918 and encodes 1305 amino acids.